AUGAUGGCCCAGUUCUCGUCCCAUCUUCUUGCCGGGGGCUCAACCGGUACCACACUGUACUAUUUCGGCCAGCCUAGCUAUACGUCCCCGUUUCGAUCGAGUGAUGAGCGGCCCCAGUUCAACGUCCAGUAUCGAUGGUGGGAAGAUGAAGCUCCCCCAAUGCUCUGGGGUUUCGACAUUGAAGAGAUCAGGAAAGUCAUCCGCUAUGCGCUUUUCCCCGACGAGCAGCUCCCACGCAUGGCCCUUCAAAGCCGGAGCGAAGCCACAGUCGAAAAAUUUCUUCUUUCACUCGCCCUGCCCCAGGAAGGGCCUCACCUCGUCCCCCUACCACACGUGCAGAAAGUGGAGGAGAUUCUCUAUCGAUGUAGAGCCGUCACUUCUCCUUUGAUCGCGUGGAGCUGGCUUCCAGCUAGGAACGACAGCAACCUGGAUUCUUUAGCUCUUGCAAAUGCUAUCGACACCGAAAGUCAUCUUCAAUUUGCUCGGAUUUCGUUCGAAGAGCUGGUGCGGUAUGCUCUGGGGUAUCCUGCCUUGCGUGUAGAAUGGUUUCUGCAACAGCACACGGUCUUCUAUGCCCAUUUGUUGGAUCAUUUCAACGCGUUCCCUGAAGAACGUAUGAAGUACUUGGAGGUUGAAGAGGUAAGCCUACUCCGAUAG
This is a messenger RNA of Aspergillus calidoustus, 657 nucleotides long. Lineage: Eukaryota; Fungi; Ascomycota; Eurotiomycetes; Eurotiales; Aspergillaceae. The record is from the annotation of a GenBank genome assembly.